This is a messenger RNA of Lotus japonicus, 2270 nucleotides long. RefSeq names its product pectinesterase/pectinesterase inhibitor PPE8B-like. The coding region runs from base 232 to 1806 and encodes 524 amino acids. The transcript has 3 exons. Gene Ontology annotation, molecular function: pectinesterase inhibitor activity; pectinesterase activity. Gene Ontology annotation, biological process: cell wall modification. The record is from RefSeq and is a predicted model, not a curated record. NCBI's taxonomy places the organism in Eukaryota, Viridiplantae, Streptophyta, Magnoliopsida, Fabales, Fabaceae.
UCAGCCUCACAUUUAUGGUAUUGAAAUGUAGUGUGAACUGUGAAGAUCAAAGAAUUUGACACAUUCAUUGUUCUUUACUUCGUUUCAAUUUCAGAGCCCACGCUCUGAAAUUUCCACAGCUGCAUUCCAUCCAAUCUCUCUCCCUUUAUAUACUCCUCACCAUAUCUCACUUCUCACUAGCCAUUGCAUCCUAAAACUCAGUUUCUUCUUCUUCUUCUUCCUCCUUCCAAAAUGGCUAUCUCUUCAACACUCACUCCCACACUCAUCCUCUUGCUGAUAAUGUCUCUUCAACCAUGCACCACCCCAUCUUCCGCUUCUACCAUCACUGAAUUCUCAGGAUUAUCAUGUCUCAGAGUUUCUCCAAACAGAUUCAUUGACUCUGCAAACAAAGUCAUUAAUCUUCUUCAAAAUGUCUCAUACAAUCUCUCACCCUUCACCAAAGUUAAUCAGGAUAAUGAUAAUCGUCUCUCAAAUGCCAUUUCUGACUGUCUAGAAUUGUUUGACAUGGCUUACGAAAAUCUUAAAUGGUCUAUUUCCGCUACCCAGAACCACCAAGACAUUCCAGGGAAUAAGAACAAUGGCACUGGAAACUUAAGCUCUGAUUUGAGAACAUGGAUAAGUGCUGUACUUUCUUAUCAAGAGACUUGCAUUGAUGGAUUCGAAGGUACAAACAGCAAUGUGAAGGAUCAUGUAUCAGGUGGACUUGACCAGGUGAUAUCAUUGGUGAAGAAUGAGCUACUUCUUCAAGUGGUCCCUGACUCUGAUCCGUCAAACAUUAGCAACAGUGGUGAAUUUCCUUCUUGGGUCAAAGCAGAGGAUGAGAAGCUUCUGCAACAGGAUGCACCGCCGCCGCCAGCGGAUGUGGUGGUGGCGGCGGAUGGGAGCGGGAACUACACGACGGUGAUGGAUGCGGUGAAGGAUGCACCUGAGUACAACAUGACGCGUUAUGUGAUACAUGUGAAGAAGGGUAUUUAUAAGGAGUAUGUUGAGAUCAAGAAGAAGAAAUGGAACAUCAUGAUUGUUGGUGAUGGCAUGGAUGUGACAACUAUUUCUGGUAACCGGAGCUAUGGUCACGACAAUAUAACCACCUUCAGAACAGCUACAUUUGCUGUAAGUGCUAUAGGCUUCAUAGCAAGAGACAUCACCUUUGAGAACACAGCAGGGCCAGAGAAUAAACAAGCAGUAGCACUAAGAUCAGACUCCGACCUCUCUGUGUUCUACCGAUGUGGGAUCAAAGGCUACCAGGACAGCCUCUACGCUCACUCCCAAAGGCAAUUCUACAAGGAAUGCAGAAUCAGGGGCACGGUUGAUUUCAUCUGCGGCAACGCGGCCGCGGUGUUCCAGAACUGCCUAAUCCAACCCAAGAAGCCCUUGAAGGAUCAGAAAAACACAAUUGCUGCACAAAGUCGAACACAUCCGAAUCAAACCAGUGGCUUCUCCUUCCAUAACUGCACCAUUAUUCCAGAUCCUGAUUUUCAACCUUCAAAUGGUUCCAUCCAAACAUUCCUUGGAAGACCCUGGAAGAAUUUUUCAAGAACAGUUUUCAUGGAAUCGUUCAUGAGUGAGAUGAUACAUCCAGAAGGGUGGUUAGAGUGGGAGACUAAUACGACUUAUGAUGACACAUUGUUCUUUGGCGAGUACCAGAAUAAAGGACCAGGUAGUGGAGUUGCUAACAGGGUGAAAUGGAGAGGGUAUCAUGUGUUGAAUAAUUCACAAGCUAUGGACUUCACUGUGAAUCAAUUUAUUAAGGGGGAUUUGUGGUUGCCUUCCACAGGUGUAAGUUACAAUGCUGGAUUGUUAGUUUGAAAGAAACUGAGUAAUCUUGUUAGUGUGAUUCAAAUUGUAUCAAAUUAAGAACAAAGAUUGAAAGAAAAGGGUGAAGGGUGAAUGUUCACCCUUAGUAAUUACUGAUUGAUUAAUAAAGAUUUUUGUUUCUUGGGACUUGAGAGUUUCUAUAUGGUUGAAAAUUCAACAAAUUUUCAAGUUAAGCUUAUGAGGAAGAGAGUCCAGAUAGAUUUUAAUGCAUAAGAUUUUAAUGUGAAGUUAAAUAAAUUGUUUGCUCCUUUUAUUUUUUUUGGGAUGGAUGAGGCAAUGCAUGGGCGGACCCAUACUAUGGCAGGGUGUGGCUUCCAGUUUUUUUUUUUUUUUUUAAAAAAAAUUUAUAUGCUUGACAAAGCAUUACUAAAAAAGAAUAUGACAAAAGAAAAACCUCUCACGCAUGUUCUUUUUGUGGUUGUGUAAGAUUUUAGGUGAGACGUGUUGGUUUAUGA